CAGUCAAAUCCUACAAUGCAACAAGAACAGUCAAAUCCUACAAUGCAACAAGAACAGUCAAAUCCUACAAUGCGACAAGAACAGUCAAAUCCUACAAUGCAACAAGAACAGUCAAAUCCUACAAUUCAACAAGAACAGUCAAAUCCUACAAUGCAACAAGAACAGUCAGAUCCUACAAUGCAACAACAACAGUCAAAUCCUACAAUGCAACAACAACAGUCAAAUCCUACAAUGCAACAACAACAGUCAAAUCCUACAAUGCAACAAGAACAGUCAGAUCCUACAAUGCAACAAGAACAGUCAGAUCCUACAAUUCAACAAGAACAUUCAGAUCCUACAAUGCAACAAGAACAGUCAGAUCCUACAAUGCAACAAGAACAGUCAAAUCCUACAAUGCAACAAGAGCGGUUAAAUCAAACAAUGCAAACAUUAGGGAUCACCAAGCGACAAUUGAAACUAGCAGCCGAAAAGUUGAAGAACGGGCAAGUGACGAAAAAUAUCGAGCAGUCGUGGGACAAAAUCAAACAAUACCUAGAAUCAUGGAAAAAAAUCAAAGAAAUAUGGGGUGGGAUCGAUAUACAUGGUAUUCAGUUGGAACAACCGUCGGAAGAUUUCACAAAAUUCAAAAAAUCAUUUGAAAAUUUCAAAGAAUCAUGGGAAAGAAAUGAAGAAUUAAAAUUUGAACAACAUUGGAGAAAAAUUAAAAGCUGGGUACUGAAUGAUAUUCCUAGCCUUCCCUCCUGUCAUUCCUAACCUGAUCGUGGCCAUAACGAUGGUAAAAAAAUUGUGCCAAAAUAAGUGACUAUUUCAAUUUAUCGCAAACAAAAUUUAUGGGGUAGCUGAAAAACAUCAGUUAGUUCGUUUAGUAACUUUUCAGGGGCCGGUUGCAAUUGUAUGAAAGCUGGAUAGCGCUAUCCACCAAACAGUCGUUUCUUCAAUCGCUUUAACAUUGAUUAAAUAGUAAUCUUGUAAUCUUAUAGUAAUCUUGAAUUGUUGCUCCUUUUUAAUAAUUGUUGGUUCCAAGGUGAAAUAUUGUUUGUCAAGCAUUUUAGUUCGAUUGAAAAAAUCACUAUCCGAUGGAUAGCGCUAUUCAGCCUUCGUACAACCCAAAGUUUAGCAUUAUUCUAGAACACAUUCUAUGCAUGAGUUACAACGAACUAUUUGACUAUGCCUCUUGUGACAGCCCUUCACGACAGGUAUA
Molecule: messenger RNA, 1201 nt
Organism: Dendronephthya gigantea
Lineage: Eukaryota; Metazoa; Cnidaria; Anthozoa; Malacalcyonacea; Nephtheidae
Product: transcription factor SPT20 homolog
Exons: 1
Coding region: 16-753 (245 amino acids)
Source: RefSeq, a predicted model, not a curated record